AUGGAUAUGGCAGAACAAAAAAAAAACGUCAAUGAAAAAAGUAUUGACGAAAAUCUUAAUAAUGAAAAAGAUUCCAUUAAUUUAAAAAGAAAAAAUGAAAAUUUAAGCAAAAGUUUUAAAAGAUUAAAAAAAAAAUUCAAAGGAAGUGGAGAAGAUGAAAAUGAUAAAAUAGAAAACAUAUAUACGCAAGAAAAUUCAGAAGUAUUUUCAAAAAAUGAAAUAACUGACCAAAAAGUUUCAAAUAAUUAUAUCUUUAAUAAAAAAAGUAAAAAAAUUAUUUAUGAAGAUUAUAGCGAUGAUUACGAAGAAAUGGAAAAAGUAAGGAAUGAAAAGGAAGAUUAUAGAGAAUUAAGAAUAAGUAAUGAUAAUAAUAAUAAUAAUAAUAAUAAUAAUAAUAAUAAUGCAAUAAAAGAACCAAAUGAAGAUGAAGGGGGAAAUUUAAAAAAUAAGGAAGAAAUUAAAGGUGGUAAUGAGAUAAAAAUUAAGGAAAUUGAAAAAGAAAUUAAAAAAAAGGAUGAUGAACAAAAUGAAAAUGAAGAGAAAGAAGUAGAUGAAAAUGAAGAAGAUGAAGAGGAGGAUGAAGAGGAUGAAGAAGAUGAAGAGGAGGAUGAAGAUGAAGAGGAAGAGGAAGAUGAAAAUGAUGAUGAAAUGAAAGGAUUUAUUGUUGAUAGUGAAGAAGAGGAAGAAGAAGAUGAUGAUGAUGAAGAUGAAGAGGACGAUGAUGAAAAAAAAGAAAAAAAAAAAAAGAAAAAAAAAAAAAAAAAAUAUGAUUAUUUUGAAAAUAAAAGUUUAGAUGAAGAAGAUUUGGAAUUAAUUGCAGAAAAUACAGGAAUACAAGUCAUUAGAAAUGAAAAAGACACAAAACAUAGAAGAUUAAAAAAAAUCAAAGAUAGUGAUGAUGAUUUUGAUAAUGAAUAUCAUAAACAUGAAAAUGAAAAUAAAAUUGAUGUAUUAAAAGAUAAAGAUUAUUUCAUUGAUGAUAGUGAAGUUCCAAUAAAAAAACAGAAAAGUGAAUUGAAAACUAAUUUAUUUAAUUAUGAAGAUAAUUUAUCUGAUACAAGAGAAAAUGAAAAUGAUGAAGAAAGUUAUCAUAUAGCUUCCGAUAACAUUUAUAAAACAGAUUCAUAUAUUCAUGAAAUAAUUAGCCAAACUUUUGGUGACGUAAAUACGGUUUUAGAUAUUAUUAAUAUUUCUCCAACUAAAAAAAAAAAAAAAUAUGAUUACGAAAAUGAUGAAGAUGAAGAUUAUGAAGAAGAUCAAUUAUCAAAAGAUAUUAUAUUAAAUGACGAAGAUUCAAAUAAGAUUAAAAAAAAGAAAAAAAAGAAGUUAGUUAGUUUCUUUGAUGAUAUUAAUGCAAACAUAGAAAAAAAGAAAAGUGAAGAAGAUGAAGAUUAUGAAUAUGACAAAAAUGAAAUAGAAAAUGAAAAAUAUGAAUAUGGAGAAGUAGAAGAAGAGGAAGAUGAAGAAGAUUAUGAAGAAGAAGAUGAGGAGGAAGGAGAAGAGGAAGAAGAUGAAGAAGAAGAGGAAGAAGAAGAAAGUGAAGAAGACGAUAAGGAAUAUGAGGAAGAAUAUAAAGAUGUAUAUGAAGAUGAAUAUGAUGAAACGGAAGAUUAUGAAGAUGAUUUAUCUAAGGAUGACAAAUAUAGUGAAGAAAAAUAUUAUAAAAAAAAAAAAAAAAAAAUAUUAAGUAUUGAAGAUGAAAAUGCGGAUAAAACAAAAGGUUCAAACUUAUUUGACGAUGAAGAAAGUAUUGUUAAAAAAGAAAAAUCCAAAAUAAUUAGCAAAAAAAAAAAAAAAUUAAGCUUAGAUAGGAUAGAUAGCAAAUGGAAGAAAUUUGCCGAACCUGAUGAAACGGUAAAUCAAUUACUAACAAGAAAAGAUGAUCUUAUAAGAUAUUCAGAUAUGCCAGAACGAUAUUAUUUUGCAUAUAAAAGAAGAAAAAUUAAGCUAACAAAAAAAAUGUUGCUUAUUGAAUCAAAAUGGAUUUUAACUAAAUUGAAAGAAAAAUAUCCAAAUUACUUUACUUAUAAGAAUUUUGAAAAAAUGAUUCAAGAAGCUUACGAUAAUACCUAUGAUAUAAAUAUAAACGAAUUUUUGUCCGAUAAAUUUCUAAUUAAAAAAUGUAUAUUAACUUUAAACAUGAUGAUAAAAUAUAAAAAUGAAAUUCCUUUUAUUUUUUUUCAUAAAUCAUAUCUUAUUUUUCCUCCAUUUAACAUUAAUAUUUUAUGGGAUAUUUAUGAACUGGAUAAUUUAUGGUAUAAAAUGUUUAUAAAAAUAAGAAAAUUAAAAAGUAAAUUAAAAAAAUUGGAUAAUAAUUAUAAUAUACAUUCCAAUGUUUUUGAUAUUCUUAAUAAAUAUAAUGAAAUAUAUUAUGACGAUGUUAAUAUUUAUUAUUAUUAUAUGAAGUAUAAUUUAAUUAAUGGAAAUAACAAAUUCAUAAAAAGUAAAAUUCUGGAAAUUGAAAAUAAUGAAGAAUUAUAUAAAAAUGAUAAUGGUAUCAAAUGCAUAGAUGGUGAAAAUGACAUAAAACAAAUAAAUGACAUCAAUGAAAUAAAAGAAAUAAACUAUAAUAAUUAUUUUGAUUCAGAUAUUAAAUAUAAUGACAAAAAAGAAGGAUACGAAAAUUUUGAUACUAUUUUGGGAGAUAUCGAAGAAAGAAACAAAAAUAAUACACAAAAUAUAAAUACAGGAGAUGAUUACUCCAAAGAAGAUAUGGAUAAUGAAGAAUAUAAUGGUUACUUAGGCAUGAAUGGGGAGAGAAGUAGUAAUUUGAAUAAAAAGGAAUAUGAUAACAAUGAAUAUGAGGAUAUUGCCAAAAAAGAAAUUAUAACAGAAAAAAAAAAUGAUUUUGGAAUAAAUAAUGAAGAAAAUAGUAAUUUAUUUGAAAAUGUAAAUGAUAGUUCUAGUUUGUGCAUAAAAAAUGAUUUAGUAAAAGAUGAAUGUAAUAAUGUAUACAACAAUAAUAUGCUAAAUGAUGAAAAUGAUUAUGCAAAUAAUAAUGAUAUAUAUUUAAAGGAUGAUUUAUUUGGUGAAGAUAUGUUAGAAGAUAAAAAAAAAGAGGAAGAUGAAAGAGAAAAUAAGCAGACAAAAAAAAUAGAAAGUAAAAAGUAUAAUGAAAAAAGUAUCCCUGGUUUGCUAUUUCUCGAAUAUGUUAAAAAAAAUAAUUUCAAUAUAUGGGAUGAAUAUUUACUAACAACUGAAGAAUUUUACGAAAAUAUAUCGUAUAUUUAUGACUUAAUAAAAAAUGAGAAAAUAUAUGAUGCAGAUAAAAAGAAUAAUCAAAGUAAAAAAUAUUCAAAGGAAGACAAUAAUGAUAUUAACAUUCAGGAAAAAAAUGAAAAAGAAAAUUUAACAAUUUUUAAAUAUAACUGUUCUAAGAUAAAAAAUAUAGUAACUAAUAUACCGGAGAUAUAUGUUAAUGAUUUAAAUAUACAAAGCCAAAUUGAAGAUUGGUGCAAAUCUUUUUUUUCAAGAGAUAUAUCAAAUAACAAAGAAAUAUUUAAAACAUUGAUAUGUUAUUAUUCCAAGUUAUUAGCUAGCCACCCAUGUAUAAAAUAUAUAUUUAGAUUUUUUUUUCUCAAAUAUGCUUCUUUAACUACUGUAAGCACAAAUCAAGGGGAGGCACAAAUAGAUGUAAGUAACAUUGAUUAUUUCUCUUAUCGACUAUAUAGGUUUCCUAUUCACCAUUUACUCUAUUAUUCAGAUAGAAACAAUUUUAUUAAGGAUAUAAAUAGCAAAUAUCAGAAUAAUGAUUUAUUAAAAAAUGAUUCAGAUUGUAAUAAAAACAAUAAAACAGAUAUAUUUGAGAUGACUCACGACCCUUGUUAUAUACAUAAUUAUAAUGUAGACUUUUUUAAUACGCAAUUAGAUGAAAGUGAUAUUAAUAUCGACAUAAAAAAAAAAGAAUUAGAGAAUUACUAUAAUUUGCAUAAAUAUAAGCAUAUUUAUUUAGAAAUUCUCAAAAAUAAAGAAAAUAGAUUAGUUAAUUUAAUAAUUCACCCUAUAUUGCCACAUGAAAACGUUCCAUGGAAAAAUGAAGAUUUUAAUGAAAGAGAAAAACCAAAAAAGAAGAAAAAAAAAACUGAAAGAGAUGUUAAAAAUUAUUUUGAAAAAGAAAAGAAUAAAUUAAUAAAAGCGGAAACAAUGGAUAAUGAAUGGAUAAAUAAUAUAUUACAGCAAUUAUCAUAUGCAUAUUGUUAUAAUGAUAUGGAAAACAAUAAUAUUUUUGUAUAUAUACAAAAAAAAAUCUUAAAUAACUUUUUAUGUGUUGAAUUGCUACCUUUAUUUAAAAAAAAUGUUGAAAACUUAUUGUUAGCUAGUGCUCAAAAUUGGCUAAUGAUAUAUAUACAUCAAUCUUUUUAUUUAACUUUAAAUGUGAAACCAAUUAAAAUAUUAAGAAAUUAUAAUGAAGAACGAAAAAAAAAAGCAAAAAAAAAUAAAGAUAUGGAAAGUUUAGGUGAUAAUGAUUAUUCUUCCGAUUCUAGAAGCAAAGAAUCUCACUCAAAAUACGAUGAUGAAGAUAGUAAUAAUAAGAGAGAUAACAAUUAUAAGAAGAAUAAAAAAAAGUAUUAUAGUGAAUCAUAUAGUAGUGAUUCAAGCAAUAGAAAUAACGAAAGAGAAAAGGAAGAAAAAAGUAGAGAAAGAAAAAAAGAAAAAAAAAGAAAAAAAAAAAAAGAUAAAAAAUAUUACAAGGAUUCCUACAAAUCUAAUUUAUUUCAUUCUUCACAUUCUUCAGAUGAUAGCAUAUAUAAAUCAGAUGAAUUAAAAGAAAAAGAAAAUAAUUAUAAAAAAAAUUCAAGUUCUGAUAAUUUCUCUGAUAAAUCAGAAAAAAGCUACAUUUCUAAUAAAAAUGAUGAAGAAAAAAAAAAACAAUCUAUAUUAAAAAAUAUCAAAAAAAAUCAUAAUGUUUACGAAGUUAUAUCAAUUGUCUGUGAAAAUAUUAACUUUAGUAUAAGGUUGCAUAUAAUGGCAUGUGAUAUAUAUGGAGAUAUAAUUGAAUAUAAACAUUUAGAUAAUAUAUAUUUAGAUGUUAUAAAAAAAGAAAAAACAGCACUAGAAAAAGAAAAAAUAUCAAAAGAUAUAAACAUAUUUAUGUUUCUUUUAAAAAAAAUUAAACCAGAUAUAAUAGUUGUUGGAAUUAGAGAUGUUCAUUCAUAUUUAAUUUAUUCAUAUAUAGUAGAUUUAUUGAAUAAUAAUAGUCAUGGUUAUAAUAAUGAUAAUAAUGGAAAUAGAAAUAAAAAUAAAAAUAAUAAUAACAAAAAUAAUCAUAAAUAUAUGAUUAUACCUGAAAAUUUAUAUAUCCCUUGUAUAGUUACAAAUAGCUUAAAAUAUAGCAUUGAUUUAACUAAUAAAUAUUCAAGAGAAGCAUUGGUUUGCUUAUCUCUGUGCCGUUUCAUUCAAAACCCAUUAUGUGUUUUGAUUUCAUUAUUUGAUGAAGAAAAUAGAAACAUGUUUAACAUAUGUUUACAUGAUUUACAAAAAUAUAUAUGUAGCUAUAAAUUAGAAUCAUUAUUUCUUAGAAUUAUUAUUGAUGUUGUUAAUAAAACAGGAUGCGAUAUAAAUUUUUUAAAGAAAAAAAAAAAACAUUUAGGAAAAAUGAUAAGCUAUAUAUCUGGUUUAGGUUUAAGAAAGGGAGAAGAGUUAAUGAAAUUAUUGCAUAGUAAAAAUUUAAAUACUCGUGAAGAUUUGCUAACAUUAUCAUCUAAUAAAAAUUUAAUUGGAAAAUGCGUAUAUAGAAAUUGUUCUUCUUUUAUUAGAAUAAUUGGAAAUAGAGAUGAGUAUGUUGAAGCGUUAGAUAAUACAAGAAUACAUCCAUUAAACUGUUAUAAUAUAAUACAUGAACUUAUUAAAAAUUCAGUUGAUAAGAAGAAUAACUUUUUAAAAAAUACUAAUACAUAUGAUAUUGUUAACUAUAUUAUUGACAAAAAAAAGUUUAUAAAAAAUAUGGAAAUAAAAGAAUAUUCGAGAAAAAUUUACGAAGAAAAAAAAAUUUAUAUAUAUCCUUAUUUAAAAUUUAUAAAAAAUGAAUUAUUACAUCCAUAUAAAGAUUACCGUUAUAACUAUGAAAAGAAAAAAGAAGAAGAGUUAUUUUAUUUAAUUAUAAAUGAAAAAAAAGAAAAUUUAACGAUUGGAUCAGAAGUAGUAUGCAGAAUAAAUUAUAUAAAUAAAAACAAUAAUUAUAUAAAAGUUACAAUACUGCCAUACAACGUUAGAGGGGUAAUUAAUGACUCAAAAGAAUUUUUAAGACAAUUAAGAAAUUAUUUCAAUGAAAAAAUGAAUCUCAUUAACGCAAACCUUGAAAACAUAAACUCUAUUAAUAGAAAUAAUUUUUAUAAUAAGAAUGACAAUAUGAAAGAUAUUCAGAAUAUAAAUAAUUCAAUAAUAGGUGAAUUAAUUAAAGGAAGAAUAGUAACUAUUAAUUAUAAUUUGGAUAAUAAAUUUGAAACUAAUUUUCAUGUAGUUGUAACUGAAGAAAAUAUCAAAAAAAUAAAAAAACAAAUUUUUUUAGAAAAUUUAAAAUAUCCUUUUAAUUAUGAUAAUUUAUCACCUUUAAUAGAAUUAGAUAUAAAUCAUGAUAACAAUAAUUUCAUUGAAAAUCACUUUAAAAAGUUAAAUGACAAUGAAGAUUUUGAAGAAUGCGAUGACGAUCAAAGAAUUAAAAUUAAAAAUAAAAAUAAAUAUUAUCAAAAUAAAAAAUUUGUUAAUCAUCCAAAUUUUAAAUUGUGGAAUUAUCAUGAAGUUCAUGCAUAUUUAAAACAACAAAAUAUAUCAAUUGGUGAAGCCAUUAUAUAUCCAUCAAAUGAAAUAAAUAAAUUAUAUUUACUUAUUAAAACCAGUGACAAUCCUUUUAUUGUGGCAAAAUUUACUAUAUUGGAAAAAAAUAUUCAACUUAAUAAUUUAAGUAAAAAUAUGCAAUCAUUACAACAUAUAUACAUAAUCAAUAAUGAGCAAUUUAAUUCAAUAGAUCAAAUAAUUUCUAUUUUAUGUGAAAAUUUAAAAAAAAACUUAUUAGAAAUAUACAAGCAUCCUAAAUGUAAAAAACGAAAAACUAUUGAAGAAGUAAGGAAAGAAUUAUAUCAAGAAAGCUUGUUGAAACCUGAUAAUAUUGUUUGGUCUGUUGUACCCCCUAUGUUAUCACCAAAAAAUAAAAAUGAAACAGAAAAAAAUAUUCAAGAUUUUAAUCCAUUAAGAUUUACAUUAAUGGUUAUUCCACCGUAUAAUCAUCAUCAACAUUUAUAUUCCAAUUUCAAUAAUGUAUAUCAACAAAAAGAUUUAAUAGUACUUCACGAUUCUAUUUAUGUUGAUCAUAAAUCUUUUAAACUUUGGACAAAAAUGGAAAAAAGUUUUAAAAACUUAAUCAACUGGUGGAAAGAAAAAGGGUAUUGGAGUCGUCAGAAUGAAAGACAAGAGUAUAUGAACGAAAAAAAGAAGAAAAUGGAAGAAUAUAAAAAAAUUAAAGGAAUAAAAAAUUGA
Messenger RNA from Plasmodium relictum, 7473 nucleotides. Its product is annotated as conserved Plasmodium protein, unknown function. Bases 1 to 7473 code for a protein of 2490 amino acids. Gene Ontology annotation, cellular component: transcription elongation factor complex. The record is from RefSeq and is a predicted model, not a curated record. The transcript has a single exon. Lineage: Eukaryota; Apicomplexa; Aconoidasida; Haemosporida; Plasmodiidae. Gene Ontology annotation, molecular function: histone binding; nucleosome binding. Gene Ontology annotation, biological process: mRNA transcription by RNA polymerase II; transcription elongation-coupled chromatin remodeling; transcription elongation by RNA polymerase II.